Molecule: messenger RNA, 495 nt
Organism: Agelaius phoeniceus (red-winged blackbird)
Lineage: Eukaryota; Metazoa; Chordata; Aves; Passeriformes; Icteridae
Source: RefSeq, a predicted model, not a curated record
AUGGCUGCAGCGGCGGCGGUACCGGCACCUCCGAGCCCCUCCGGCGGCGACGCGCAGCGCCCGUCCCGCGGCGGCCCCGGCGGCGGCGGCGGCGGCAGCGACGGCAAGAGCGGCGGCCCGGGCGCGGUGGAGCUGGCGGCGGCGCGGCGGCGGCUGGUGGCGGCCGAGGGGCGGCGGCGGGCGGCGGCCGAGCUGGAGGGGCGGGUGCGGCAGGUGCACUGCGCGCUGCUGCACGCCGAGCUGCGCCUGGCCGCCCGCGCCGAGACCCUGGGCCGCCUCGGGGCCGGCGUGGCCCAGGCGCAGCUCGCCCUGGCCGCGCAGAGCCAGCGGCUGCAGAAGGGGCUGCGCCGCCGCCCGCGGCCCCGGCCCGGAGCGCUGCUCGCCGCCGCCCGCGCCCUCCGCAGCUGCGUGCCCUGGGCCCCCGCACGGAGCCGCGGGGCCGCCGCCGGCACCCCCGUGCGCCGCCUGCCCGCCGCCAGCCGCGGCUCCGCCUAG